Molecule: messenger RNA, 1648 nt
Organism: Spodoptera exigua (beet armyworm)
Lineage: Eukaryota; Metazoa; Arthropoda; Insecta; Lepidoptera; Noctuidae
Source: the annotation of a GenBank genome assembly
UUGUAUUUCGAAGCGUCGCAUUCCGCGCAACCGACGUGUUGAACCGCGUUGUGAAUCUGUGAAAAAUAUUUAAAGUAAAAUAAAAUAAAAUGGCGCCAGAAAUUAAAUACACAAAGUUGUUCAUUAACAACGAAUGGGUGGACGCUAAGAGUGGUAAAACCUUCGAGACAUACAACCCUCAUGAUGGAUCCGUUAUCGCCAGAGUCGCUGAGGGAGAUAAGGCAGACAUAGACUUGGCAGUAGCAGCAGCCAAGCGUGCAUUCCACCGCAACUCAGAAUGGCGUUUGAUGGACGCAUCAAAACGUGGAGAAAUUCUCCGCAAGUUUUCUGAUCUGAUAGAAAGGGACCAAACAUACCUCGCAGAGCUUGAAUCCUACAACAAUGGCAUGGUACUAAACCACGCCAAAACAUUUAUCGGUGGAGCUUUGAGUACCGUCAGAUACCUCGCAAGCUGUGCUGACAAAGUCACAGGAGAAACGAUACCUUCAGAUGGCGAAGUGUUCUCAUACACCCUGAGACAACCCAUCGGCGUGUGCGGUUUAAUCCUACCAUGGAAUGGUCCGAUCUUCAUCUUUGUUAGCAAAGUAUGCACAGCUCUUGCUGCAGGUUGCACCGUGGUGGUGAAGCCAGCAGAACAGACUCCACUAACAGCACUUGCACUUGCGGCAUUAUUAGCUGAGGCUGGUCUCCCCAAGGGAGUGCUGAAUGUUGUCAACGGUUUUGGACCUGGAGCUGGUAGCAGCCUUAGUCACCACAGCGACGUCGCUAAGGUUUCUUUCACUGGCUCUGUGGAGGUUGGAAAACUGAUCCAACAGGCAUCUGGUACCAGUAAUUUGAAGAGGGUCACUCUCGAACUUGGUGGAAAGAGUCCUCUUAUCAUCAUGAACGACGCUGAUUUAAACGUUGCUGUUCCCUACGCUGCUAAUGCAGUCUUCUUCCAUCAAGGGCAAAUCUGCAUCGCAGCUUCCCGUUUGUUCGUACAAUCUGGCAUCUAUGAUAAGUUUGUUGAAGCUGCUGUUAAAUAUGCGCAAAGCAUUAAAGUUGGAAACCCAGCAGACCCUACGACACAGAACGGUCCUCAGAUUGACGAGACCAUGAUGAACAAAGUUUUGGGAUACAUCGAGAAGGGAAAAAAAGAAGGCGCGAAGUUACUCUGCGGUGGUAACAGAAUCGGUACCUCUGGUUACUACAUCCAACCCGCUGUCUUCGUUAACGUCACUGACGACAUGACCAUUGCAAAAGAGGAGAUCUUUGGUCCAGUGCAAAGUAUUCUGAAGUUUGACACCUUAGAGGAAGCUAUCGACCGAGCUAACGCUACAAACUACGGAUUAGCAGCUGGAAUAUUCACAACCGAUCUUAACAAUGCUCUACAAUUCUCCAAACACGUUGAGGCUGGAACUGUUUGGGUCAACACAUAUCUGCAUUUCACACCACAACAGCCAUUCGGAGGUUUCAAAGAAUCUGGAAUUGGUCGUGAAAAUGGUAUGGAUUCACUGCUGGCUUACACCGAGGUGAAAACUGUCGCCGUCGCCUUACCAAAGAAAGUCUGAAGCAAUGUAUUUUAUGUUGCAAGUAAUUAGUUGUAAGACUCACAAAAUAGAUUAAUAUCAUGUAUUCAAAUUAUGUCUGUGUUGUAUAAGAAAUGUUA